UGUGCUUAAAUUCCAGCUUUUUCGUGAACGACACGAUCCGACUCUGCCGCUCUCUCUCCUCUCCUCUCCUCUUCCUCUCUUACUCUCUUACUCUCCCUCUCACUCUUCUUUUUGUUCUUCAUUUUUCUCUCAAUAUUUUUUCUUUUAAGUGAACAUUUGUUUCUUGUUCUUCUUCUUUGUUCUCCAUGGAAAUGGAAGAUCAGUACAAUAUGUCCGAUCUCCGUCAACUCAUGAACGGAGGUCGGACCCACUUCCCCUCCAUCCCACUACAACCCACAACCGAGCUCUUCCCGAACCACCACCGAGGUCCUCCCUCCUCCUCCUCCUCCUCCUUCCUUCAUCACCAACACCAUCCGUACGAGCAGCUCAUGAUGAUAGACCGUUCUCAAGCCCACGAGAUGAUCCCUCGUGGGCUUCACCAUCAUCACGAGUUUCGCUCUCCGGACUCUACUAGUGCUGCAGGUGUAACUACUCCUACUACAGUUACGGCAGCUCCUUCUCUUAGUGGCGGUGGCUUGGAGGCUGAAGCUGGCGGGUGUCUUGGCGGUGAAGGGUCUGGAAGGUGGCCGAGGCAAGAGACUCUCACUCUUCUGGAGAUCCGAUCCGGGCUUGAUUUUAAGUUCAAAGAGGCUAAUCAGAAGGGUCCUCUCUGGGAUGAAGUCUCUAGGAUCAUGUGUGAGGAACAUGGGUAUCAAAGAAGUGGGAAAAAAUGUAGAGAGAAGUUUGAAAAUUUGUACAAGUACUACAAGAAAACAAAGGAAGGAAAGGCUGGAAGACAAGAUGGAAAGCAUUAUCGGUUCUUUCGACAGCUCGAAGCUCUCUAUGGAGAAACUACCAAUACCGUAGUCUCACCAUCUUUGCCUGCAGAAACCCAUUUCGUCGGUAAUAAUAGUAACAAUUAUCGUUACCAAGCAGCUGGCAAUGCUCAAGCAAAUCAAGAGAUCACAACUCCCUAUCAUCAUCAGUCAUCUGAUCAAAAGCACUGUGACAGCCUUAGCCUCUCGAAUUCAUCCGAGUUCGAAACCUCCUCCUCAGAAGAUCAAGACAUUAAUAAUGAUGUCAGUGCAGCCGCAAUGGACAAUGAUUCGCAGGAGGUGAAGACAACGAGGAAAAGAAGAGGAGGAAUUGGACGGAGGGGUUGGAAGGCGAAGAUAAAAGAGUUUAUCGAUGCACAAAUGAGGAAGCUGAUCGAGAAGCAAGAGGAGUGGUUGGAGAGGCUAAUGAGGACCCUUGAGCAAAAGGAGAGGGAGAGGGUGGUGAGAGAGGAGGAGUGGAGGAAACAAGAAGUUGAUAGGGUUGACAGAGAGCAAAAUUUCUGGGCCAAAGAGAGGGCAUGGAUUGAAGCUAGGGAUAAGGCUUUGAUGGAUGCACUGCACAAGAUAUCGGGAGGAUCAUCAUCAACUGAUCAAGCAAAAGCUACUAAUUACAAUUCUUCAUCACCUGAUCACAAUGAUCCUGAUCAAAUAGUUCAUAACAUGAGUAGGAGUGCCAAGGAGUUAUUCAUGAAUAAGAAGCGAAAGGAGAAUGCAAAUUCGAGAAGCGCAUCGGCAGCCUGUUACUUUCAGAGCAAUGAGUCGUGUUCCUCAUUGUAUAGUAGUCAAGGAGGGUAUUGUGGUGAAAUGAGUAAUGAACAAGGUAACCAUGAUGGUUCUAACAAUUCUCCUAAUGGUGGGAAUAAUGCAAGUAAUGUGGGGAGCAAUGCAGUGCCUGAUAAUUGUUUUCCGUUCUUGAUGAGUGAGGGGGAGAACUUGUGGGAAAAUAUGGAUUGAAGCUGAGCAAGGGAAGCCAAAACCAGUGAUGAUAAUAUUAUAUGAGGUGUAAUAUUAGUACUUUGUACUAGGUGAUCAUCAGCUAGCUAGCUGCAGAAGACAACUUGCUCGGUUGAAUUUUGUUAUGGGGUUUAACAAAUUUGAAAAAAAACCUCUCUCCCUCUGUGAUGGUCUCAUGUGAGGUGAGGUUUACAGUAUGAUCAUGUAAGCAAGGAGCUAACUGGGGGUUAUUUAUGUGUAGGGUUUGAUUGAUGUUUUAAUCAUGGGACUGAAGCCUAAAGACAUGGAAAUUUUAGAGGGAAAUAAUUAUGGAUUUGGACAGGUUGUAGUGCUGCUAGCGUUGGGUAUAUGUUUUUGUGGGUUUUCAUUUGUUUUAAGCUUCAUUUUUUUCAUCUUCCAUGCGUGAGUAAAUAUGUUUCUCAUUUUGUCAUGAUAUGGAUUCCAAGCAGGCCAUACUAAAAAAUGAAUGCAUAUUGAACAUAAUAUUAAGAGCCAA
Molecule: messenger RNA, 2265 nt
Organism: Malus domestica (apple)
Lineage: Eukaryota; Viridiplantae; Streptophyta; Magnoliopsida; Rosales; Rosaceae
Product: trihelix transcription factor PTL
Source: RefSeq, a predicted model, not a curated record